CAGCGCUGUUUAUGUCUUUGGUUUAUGUUUCCCUUCCUCCUCCUCCCCCUCCGUCAGAAGAUGGCGGCGGUGCUGGAGAACGGGGAUAAGAGAGAGAGUGAGGAAUGUAGCUCUGACCGGGGUGUCCGCCGCACAGAAACGUUGGGCUUUUACGAGACGCAGAACGAUCCGAGCACGCCCGCCGGCAAGAAACGGAAUGUGUCAGAUCUGUCCCUGCUGAGAUUUAUUAGUGCUGAGUUAACACGAGGAUAUCUUUUGGAACACAAUGAAGCCAAGUACAAGGAAAGGAGGGAGAGAGUAUACACUUGUCUGCGAAUUCCUCGAGAAUUGGAAAAGUUGAUGUUUUUUGGAUUCUUCCUCUGCCUGGAUGCCUUUCUAUAUCUCUUUACUCUACUACCACUUAGAGUCCUUCUGGCUCUAAUGCGAUUUAUUACUCUACCUUGUGGGUUAAGAGAUGGAAGAUUACUGCAACCUGCUCAAGUGUGUGACAUACUUAAGUCAGUUAUAAUGGUCAUCUGCUUUAUUAUGAUGCACUAUGUGGAUUAUUCCAUGAUGUACCAUCUAAUUAGAGGACAAUCUGUCAUCAAACUCUACAUCAUCUAUAAUAUGUUAGAGGUAGCAGAUCGUCUAUUCUCUUCCUUUGGUCAAGAUAUUUUGGAUGCACUGUAUUGGACAGCCACAGAACCUAAAAAGAAAAAACGGGCUCAUAUUGGGGUGAUACCUCACUUUUUCAUGGCGGUGCUUUAUGUUUUCCUGCAUACAAUUUUGGUCAUGGUGCAAGCAACAACAUUGAAUGUUGCUUUCAAUUCCCACAACAAAUCAUUGUUGACCAUCAUGAUGUCAAAUAAUUUUGUAGAAAUAAAAGGAAGUGUUUUCAAGAAGUUUGAGAAGAAUAAUCUGUUUCAGAUGUCCAAUAGCGAUAUAAGGGAGAGAUUCAAUAACUACGUACUUCUGCUGAUUGUGUGUUUGCGGAAUAUGGAACAAUUUUCAUGGAACCCAGAUCAUCUUUGGGUGUUGUUUCCAGAUGUUUGUAUGGUAAUUGCAUCAGAAAUUGCUGUGGAUGUGGUUAAACAUGCUUUUAUUACAAAAUUCAAUGAUAUUACAGCUGAUGUAUACAGUGAGUAUAGAGCCAGCCUUGCAUUUGACUUGGUCAGCAGCCGUCAAAAAAAUGCAUAUACAGAUUAUAGUGAUACUGUAUCAAGGAGAAUGGGAUUUAUACCACUUCCUUUAGCAGUUCUGCUAUCCAGAGUUAUCACAAGUUCCACAAAAAUUCAGGGAGCCUUGGCUAUUGUCAGUCUAUUGAUGUUUUACCUCGGGCUGAUUGCACUUAAAGUUCUGAACAGUAUUGUGUUGCUGGGGAAAUCUUGCCAAUAUGUAAAGGAGGCCAAAAUGGAGGAGAAGCUGUUCCAACCCCCACCAACCAGCAUCCCUGGGAAAUCUGCCAAAAAAUCUGUCAGCAAAGUUCAAUCACCUCAAGGUGUUCCAGCAGAAGAAAUGCAAUCAGAAUCCAUCAUUAACCAGCCUGCAUCUCUGUCAGAAAGUGUAUCGACUCUGGUCUCAAGCAAUAGUUCUGAGCAAUUUAUGACAACCCCUAAUAUUGAGGACAAAGGAAUCGCACAGGAUAAAUCUGAAAGCAAGCCAUGUUCUUCAAAAGAACUACUUGAAAUAGACAGGUUCACAAUUUGUGGAAAUCGGAUUGAUUGAUUGAUUGAUUAUUGCAACGACCUUUCGAGUGCAGCUUCAGAUAUAAGCCAUUGCAUGGCAAAUGGAACGCUGUGGAGCUUGACAGUAUAUAAAGGUUCAAGAGCUGCCAAAGGAGGCACUGAUCAGGAAUAUUUAUUAAAAUCUUUAUAAUUUAUUGAUGAUUCAAUCCUAAAAAAUAUUUUACCUGUUUAUUUUCCGUCUCUGGAAAUAUUUGGUUUGAAAUACGCCAUUUUGGUUUGUGUAGCAAUUUCCUGUGGCAGAGGAAGAAAAUCGUUUGGUUGGUUUCUAUGGAGACCUAGUAGAUUAAUGCUUUCAAAGACAGCUUUCUCCACAGCUGUUUGGAUUUUGUGCAAUAUUUCUUGCCACUCAUGAUGCAAUUACACCUUCAUACAAUAAUGUGAACAUACAGCCGGAUAACUUGCGUUUUGGCUUUUUUAAAUGUUUUCAACACACUUCUCUUGUAUUUGCAGAUUUUCAUUGUGGAUAUGUGCCUCUUGCAGUGACUUUUUAAAGAAAUGUAAUCCUAUUCUGUCAGAAAAGAAAUGUUGAACCCAAACUUCAAGUUGAGGUUUAAAAUUAUUUCUGGGGAAUUUUCAAUUAUAAGGUGAACGUUCAAGUGAUGUCGAUAAAGGAAAUGUUUAUGUGUUGAUCCCUUAAAAGGAAUAACCUGCACAUGGCAAGUUAGAACUUUUCUAACACAAAACUCUGAAAUAUCCAGAGUUACUGGCCACCUCAGAGAAAGAAACAAUCCUUCCUUAAAGUUCUGGGAUAUUGAAAUGUCUUACCUUUCACAUACAGGAAAUGAUGCCAGCCGCUUUCAGCAUCUUCUACUUUUAUUUCAGAUUUCCAUCAUUCUUCACUUUUUUUUUGCAGUUUCCUAAGAAUAGAGUUUGUAGUGCAAUAGAAAAAAAUUGAAGUUAUACAAAAGAGUGAAUCAUCAGACUAUAUAUUGGUAAGGAAUGAAACACACAAGUUGAAAUUCUGAAGAAGCAGAACAUUUUCAAUUAGUAAGAGGCUAAAGUGGAUAAUUUCCCCAUAACUAUGUGCUCAAAGGAAAGAUGUGCAAGACCCACAAGUAACUAAUUUUACAGCUUUUUAUUUAAUGAACUGCAUUAAUCUUUUAGAGUUCUCGUAUGUGCAAUGCUUCUAGCAUUUCGUUCUAAAUACAAUACUGUUUGCACUAAAUGCAAUAAUAUUUUUGUUUAAGGUUUUAUGAAAAAUAUCGUUAUUCAAACUUCUAACUUCAAACACCUAAAAAAAAAUUGUUUUGCAAGAAAUAUUUCACAUUAGCUGAAAGUUUAAAUGGUCUAACUGAAGUAGCAUGAGGCAGACGUGAAAACAUUAACUUACAGGUAUUGUGUCAUUAAUUUAAGGGUGCUAUCAAGGUUAUAAACAUGCACAUUUCUAAAAAAAUGACAAUAACUAUCUCCCUACUCUGCAAAAUGACAUGACUGAAAUUUAUAAAGGCACGAAAUACAAAAUCUUCUGUAUCUUUUUAUAAUUAGUACAACAUGUAAAAGAACUAUGCUGAAUAAAUGCCCUUUUUUUGUAACUCAAAAUACUUGUUUUCUUAUGUGACAUGGAUCAAGGCCAUCAUAAUAAACAAAAAUGUUUGUCAAUGAACAUGCAGGCUUUAUCCCAAAUUACUCAACAUGUUUAGAGAAUGCAAUAUGAUUGACUUGUUUUUAAGAGGGUCUGAUCCGGUCAAGAUGCAAGGUGAAACGUUUUGCUGUUUAAAUGAUGAUAUUAUUUGGGCGGUCACGGUGGCGCAGCGGUAUAGUUGCUGCCUUACAGCGAAUGCAACGCCAGACAAUCGCAACUACGGGGGCUGUCUGUACGGAGUUUUACGUUCUCUCCGAGAUCUUCAAUUUCCUCCCACACUCCAAAGACAUACAUGUUUGUAGGUUAAUUGACUUGGUAAAUGUAAAAAUUGGCCCUAAUGGGUGUGGGAUAAUGUUAAUGUGCAGGGAUCACUGGUCGGUGAGCGGAAGGGCCUUAUUCCAUGCUGUAUCUCUAAACUAAAAUGAUUUAAUUCACCAGACCAAGCAGUAUUGUGCCUUGAAAGAAAGAUUUUCGCACAGUGAGUGGUGAGUCUGUGGAAUUCGCUGCCUCAGAGGGCAGGUUCUCUGGAUGCUUUCAGGAGAGAGCUAGAUCUGGAUGCUUUCAAGACAGGGCUCUUAAAAAUAGCGGAGUCAGGGGAUAUGGGGAGAAGGCAGGAACGGGGUACUGAUUGGGGAUGAUCACAUUGAAUGGCGGUGGCGAUUUAACUUACGAUUUUGGAUAUCGACUCCUCCUUAAAUUUGAUCAAUUUCCCCAGAAUUUUAAUAAAGUUGUUUCCAAAACGGACAGUUUAAAAAAAAUCAAACCGGCCAAAGAUCAAGAGGGAGUAAUGGCCGCCAGUGCCCCGUGCAACGAUAACGGCUGCUGCCGCCCGGCUCUCCUCCACUUCCCCCCCGACCCGGCUCUGUCACGCUGGGUUUUUUUUAAUCUGACCGCUGCCCAACUGCUGACGUUACAAUAAAAGUGACAUUUUUACAUCUUCUGGUAGAAAAUGUCCUUAUGAUUUCAAAAAUUGGACCCCGGCUCCGGCUGCUCACCGCCCUCUGAACUUGGUGCCUCUUCCACCGGCCUGGACUGCGACUCUCUCCCGGCACUGCGUUGCCGUUAAGGACCAGGGUUUUCUCCCUGCAGCAACUUCGGGGUGACAAUCGCCCGCUCCUCGCAGGGGUUGAAAAGAAGAUAGCGAUAGCGCUCCAGCGCUGUGCCGCCACCGAAGCCGAGUUGCUGGGCGAUCCCCGCCAGGAAACGGCGCUCCACGCCCGUUGGUAGGCCACGAGGACGGGGCAGCCCGGAGAAAAAGCUGCCUCACCGACCAGGUAGGGACCUAGAAAUAUAGUAACCCCCUUUCCCCCACAUUAAAAUGCCGGCAAAGAGAAACGUAAACCCUGACGAGGUGGAGGAGAUCAAGAAAUCUCUUGACUUCUUGUCAGCGGAGAUCACAAAAGUCGCAUCCCAACAAAUGGAAAUCAUGGAUCUGAUGGGAGAAAUCCAAACACUAAAAAUACAAAA
This is a messenger RNA of Leucoraja erinaceus (little skate), 4773 nucleotides long. Its product is annotated as transmembrane anterior posterior transformation protein 1 homolog. Bases 25 to 1704 code for a protein of 559 amino acids. Gene Ontology annotation, cellular component: ciliary basal body; endoplasmic reticulum membrane. The record is from RefSeq and is a predicted model, not a curated record. The transcript is spliced from 14 exons. Gene Ontology annotation, biological process: positive regulation of cilium assembly; maintenance of protein localization in endoplasmic reticulum. NCBI's taxonomy places the organism in Eukaryota, Metazoa, Chordata, Chondrichthyes, Rajiformes, Rajidae.